Cydia fagiglandana is the source of this 5010-nucleotide messenger RNA. RefSeq names its product calcium release-activated calcium channel protein 1 (gene Orai). The record is from RefSeq and is a predicted model, not a curated record. Gene Ontology annotation, molecular function: store-operated calcium channel activity. Gene Ontology annotation, cellular component: membrane. Lineage: Eukaryota; Metazoa; Arthropoda; Insecta; Lepidoptera; Tortricidae. The transcript is spliced from 4 exons. Gene Ontology annotation, biological process: store-operated calcium entry. Bases 407 to 1075 code for a protein of 222 amino acids.
UUUGACAUGUACGUGUAUCACGAGCCAAUACUUGCAUUUUAAUUGUUCAAUUAAGAAAUGCAAAUAUUAUUAAAUUAGUUUGAAUAUCGUAACGCAAUCUUCUUUUUUAAGGAAUGUAAAAUUGUUUGUGAAAAACCUGAUGCGGGCCAUGGAGUGAUAGAUAAUAUUAUAACACUGCAAAAGUGACCUCGUCUCAUCGUAUCGAAGGACUGUGCAAUUGUUUAGGUAUGUCGGUUUGGUCAGGCAGUACGGUCCCAGGCCCACCCAAUCGUUACUCUCAGUAUGGUAACUGGUGCCCAAAAAUGAGCAAGUGAAUUUGAUGUGAGAUUUGCAAAGCCUUAAAAUUUGGUUUUGUACUACACGGAGGCUGCUACUAGUCCUUCUUUAAUAAAGACAUACGUGCGUGAUGUCGGGCGAGGCGCCUAUCCAGUCGGACGCGGGGCUCCACACACCCGCGUACCUGUCAUGGCGGAAACUCCAGCUGAGUCGCGCGAAGCUGAAGGCUUCGAGUAAGACUUCGGCGCUGCUCUCUGGAUUCGCUAUGGUAGCUAUGGUGGAAGUGCAAUUGAACACAGACCAAACCAGCAAAGUGCCUAAGGAGAUGCUCGUCGCGUUCACAGUGUGCACCACUCUACUCGUGGCCGUUCACAUGCUGGCGCUCAUGAUCAGCACGUGCAUCCUACCCAACAUAGAAGCAGUGGGGAAUCUACACAGCAUAUCUCUGGUACACGAAUCGCCACAUGAAAGGCUACACUGGUACAUCGAAAUCGCUUGGGCGUUUUCAACACUACUCGGACUAAUUCUUUUCCUAGUGGAAAUAGCUAUUCUAUGUUGGGUGAAAUUCUACGAUUUGAGCGAGACCGCCGCCUGGUCCGCUUGCGUUGUACUUAUACCGGUCAUGAUUGUGUUCCUGGCGUUCGCUAUACAUUUCUACAUGUCUUUAGCGACACAUAAGUACGAAGUUACAGUUACUGGCAUAAAAGAGCUGGAGUUACUUAAAGAGCAGAUUGAAAUGGGCGACCAUGACGGUAGGAUGAAUAAUCUCACGUUACUCGACCAGGGCAGGGUUAUUUGAAAACUUAUGGCGUUAUUCAUAAACGCGCUACGAGCCUUAAUUAGCUACUAAUCGUUUGUCUUUAUCUAUCUUUCUGACUUUCGUAUUUGUAAGAAAGGGAUAAAACUAAUUGCGGCUUGUACAAUUUUAUGAAUUAGACUUAGGGGGUAAAGCCUUACCUUUCCAGUGUCCGAUUUUGGGAUGUUAUAUACGUUUUUGACUUGAAUAUACCCACGUUUUUAUUGUUAACGCGUAGAUUGUAGGAAAGUACUUAUUGAUCUGUAUAUUAAAAGUGUACUUAUGUAAGUGCCAAUUUUGCAAUAUUAUACUUAUCGGGUAUAUUAGGUCGUGAGCAUUGAACCUAAUAGAAUAAUGUCAAUCUUAGUAAUUAGGUAAUAAGCAGUGAUCGUACAUUUUCCAGCAUUUUUGGUGCAGCAGAGUGGUGUUAACGGAAUUGGUAUAGAUAAUUUCAACCCUAAUGAUUAAUAAGUUUUUGGCAAAAAUUUCAUUUUUGGUAAGUACAAGCUUUUAUCGCUGACUGUACUUUUCUUACGACUGCACCAAAAAUGCUGGAAAAUGUACGAUCUCUGUUAAUAAGACAUACCUUAAAAAAAUAAUAGACAGUAUAGGUAUAGUGUGUAGUUUACUGCCUGCGGAAUGAACAGGCGGUACCUAUUUUAUGUAACUCUCUAUCUUAAAGCCAAGAAAAUAAAGUAUUUGUUACUAAACACUUGCUCAAAAAUAAUGGUUAUAAAUACAGCAUAAAAACAUCUUUUUUUAUGUAUAUUAUAGUAUUGUACUUUUUCAAUAAUAAGUGAGGCGCAUGACAUACCUACAUUCGAAUCUCCAGUUUAUAAAGUUUCCUAUAAAAAUUACCUUUGUUAUGUUUACGAUAUUUUUUUUACACAUACCUUCUUAGGGCCACUCGCGCCAGCAAGGGUUAGCCACUAGCCCAGGGUUAAUAACCACUUACCCAAUUUAAAUUGUACUGGCAACCAUGGUAAGUCCAGGUUUAACCGGUUAACUCCGGGUUAGUGGCUUAACCCUGGCUGGCGCAAGUGACGCUUAGGAGCGUUGAUCAUAUCCCUAAUAUCAGAUGUAAUACAAAUUAUAAAUAUAGGUUAGAAAAAUGGCCGAACUUAUCCGUUGUCAAAAUGUGAAAUUAGUAUAAAUUUAAUUUCUAACCAACGUGUAAUUUACAUAAUUGUCCUGUCAUACCAUUUAACUGCCUUGGCAAAAAUAUAUAAAUUGCAUAAACGUCCUUUCAGAUCGUUUAUGAAUUAAUUUCAAAUAUUACAUACGUUUUUAUGUUGUUCCUGCAAUGGUCAGUCAGAAAGUUAUUGUUAUUGCAAAUUGUUCACAAAAAUAACUCUUAAUAAUUUCGUCUUCUUUAUAUUUGUUUUUGGAUGCUCAUUUCGAGACUUGUAAAUCCGAAGUUUAAAUUAGUAAUGCCAAGAAAUAAUAGAGCUCAAAAAUGCAAUUAAGAACGAACAAAAUCCAUCACAGAAAAGUUAUUUAUAUUUUGAUUAAAUCAAACAGGGUGCUGCUGGUUGUUUUUUAGUUAAUAAUAAUUGAUUUAUUUGUUAACGUGACAUUUUAAUUUUCUAUUAUAAGUACUAUAACGAAAAAUACAAUUUAUAACGUUUUUAAAAGAUUUCUUUUGAGUUUGGUUAGGAGUUAUCUCGAGUAGAUGUCGAUUCAGGAAAAUAUGCGAAGACCCGAAAUUUCAGUAAGUACCUAAAAGUUUUUUUUUAUUAAUGCACCGUUCAGUUUAUGUUGACAACAAGAAAAAAAUUACCGGUUAUAGUUAAGCAAAAGAUGCGAGGUACUUCCUUAUUUUUUGAAUUCAAUAUUGCCUAGGAAUUAGUUAAAGUAAGUAGUCCUAGUACUUAGUCAUAGUAGUCCUGACGAAGCCUGCGUUGUGUAUAUUAUAUAAAAGUAUGGUCCAUAACUUCGAAUUCCUUCAAUGUAGUUUAUCUUUAUUUACAAAGCUGUUCCAUAGUUCCUAAUUACCUAUUCACAUAGGUACACAAUAGUUAUUUACGAUACAAGUGCGGAAAAGAGGAAAUUCGAAACGAGUGGCGAUAAAUUGAAGGGAUGUUAACAAAAACAUAACUGCUUAGAGCGGUUGACACUUUUUUAAGAACAUUGUCAAUUGUUUCAGGUGUCAACCAGUGUAGUCGGUUAUGUUGUUUUUGUAAACGUCCCUUCAAUUAAAACACGACCGAAGGGAGUUUUAAAUCGACACGAAUUACCUAUUCGCACGUGUAUCGUAAAACGUUUUACAGUGCAUAUGGACCUUUAACGUUUUAACACACGCACGGAAAGUGCUCUCUCCCGCACUAGUGCGGGAAAGUAGCACCAUCAUUAUGUACUGUAAAUAAAAUUAUCGUAUACCUAAUACUUAUCAGCUCUGGUUUCCCCGGAAUAGGCCGAUAAAGUUUUGUUCCAUGCGAGUUUUAUAACCAACCGUAACUUAAUGGUAUAAAGGUUAAAAUCGCAAGUAACUAAAUUUAUUACAUAUUUAUUUAUUGUGACAUUUGUCACUGAGUAAUAUUCAGCUCUUUCGAGUUAGAGUAUAUUAUCAGUAAAUUGAUGACGAUAUAUUAUGGCGAAGGCAAUAAAUUAAAUGUAAAUGUUAACUUAACAAUAAUUUUACCCCAAAUUGGGUUUUACACUUAAGUCCUCUGUGAUAAUGAUAAAUAUGACAUUUUGUUGAAUCUGUCGAUGUAUCUGCGUCAGAUGAGAAUUGUCGGAACCCAGCCGAGUAUGUUGCGCACGAAUGUCAAUAUCAGGGGGCUUGCCAAGAUGACAAUAGUUGAUUGAAAAUGCCAAUCGAAAGUAAUAAGCCUCGUUCAUGAACUAUAGGGGGCAGCAUAGGAGCCGUCAGAUUUUUGGCGCGAGGCGUAAAUUUACACAUUUAUGUGUCGUUCAUGCUUCCGGUCUAGCCCAUAAGAUGGCAGAACCUUACUAUGCACAAGGAAACGUACCGACGAGAUCGGUAGAUGGUGGCACCACAGAAUAAUUAAUAGUACUACCGUACAGAAAGGAAACUUCCUACAAAAACGAAGUUUGACAGCGGUUCAGGGUCGAAUCAUGCUGUACCUUUUUAAUAUAUGGUACUAUCCCUUUCGGCUAUUUAGGGUUGUCAAAAAUCAAGUGAUUAUCUUAUCUGUGGUCGUGCACGCAAAAGGAAGUCAAGUGGUGCCAACCCUAAUAAUUGCUCGGAGCAAUGCUGAGCCGAGCGGAGCCGAGUUUGACCGAAGUCAGGAGAUUCGCACCCCUGGUGGCACUUGUUUGGCAAUGUACAUGUGCACAUAUAUGUUUCCGAUUCAGGCCACAAGAUGGCAGCAGACCUUCCCACGCGCACGGUCCCUAUAGUCACGUGAAUUUUCGUAUCGUCUGUCAUCGCGAUACAUUUUUAAUUUCUUUUGCGUUUGUCGAUGUACGAUUGUCAUAUUGGCUAGUUCCGUUGCCGCACAAAUACCUCGUAACGGGACGCCACAAUAAUAUCCUUAAAAUCUGAUGCAGAGUACCUACAUAUGUUUUAGCAUAAGAGUUUUUAAGUCCAUUAUAUAAAUAAAUAAUAUUGAAUUUUAUAUAAAACCUUAGUAGGUAAGUACAUAAUAUUAAAUCCUAGCAUGGAAUGUUAAAGACAUAGGUGUAAUGAGACAGUUCACGAAAAAAGGAACUAUUAACACUUGAAAAUCUUUAAAAAUUAAAAUUGUGUAAAUCGAAGCAGUGCAAUAAAUACACAUUUGAAAACGGCCAAUGAUAGCAACCUACCUAUAUGUAUAUUCCUAAUAUUCCUAUCAAGUUCAUUUUGUCGUGUAUUGUCACAUAAUGUUAAAUAAAACAUCCGAAUAAUCCAUGCAUGAUGGCAGUGUGUACCACUUUAUUUAUAAUCGAAUGAUCUGUUAUGGUUUAGCAAUAUAUCACCACAUUUGGUCAAUACA